AUCUCAAUUCGUCAACAUCAUUGGCAGUAAAGAGAGAGAGAGAGAGGGAGAGAGAGAGAGCGAGAGAGAGCGAGAGAGAUGAGUGUGAGGCGUUUUUGAUGUUUUCCCGUCUUCUAAAAGGACUAUUUCCAUGCGUGACUCUGGAGUCCGGGCUUGACCGCAGCGGCAACUUUUCAAAAAUUGUUUCCCAAUUUUUUUGUGGCUUGUUUUGCGCGUGAACGCCGUCCGGAGACCCGCAGUCGCGUGGAGUUUUAACCUACAGACAGUGGAUAAGCAGAAGGCCGAUAUCCAGGUGUGUGCUGGGGUGUGUGUGUAAGGAUGAUGUCAUAUCUGAAGCAGGCCCCAUACGCCAUGAACGGGCUGGGGCUCGGGGGCGCGCCCAUGGACCUGCUGCACCCUGCGGUGGGAUACCCAGCUAACCCUCGGAAGCAGAGGCGGGAGAGAACCACAUUCACUCGCACCCAGCUGGACAUUCUGGAGUCUCUGUUUGCUAAAACACGUUAUCCGGACAUUUUCAUGCGCGAGGAAGUGGCUCUGAAGAUCAACCUGCCUGAGUCUAGAGUGCAGGUUUGGUUUAAGAACCGGAGAGCCAAGUGUCGUCAGCAGCAGCAGAGCGGCAGCAGCAACAGCACCAAAAUCCGCCCAGCGAAGAAAAAGGCCUCGCCGUCCCGGGAAAGUCCUGGCUCAGAGAGCAGCGGCCAGUUCACCCCUCCAGCCGUGUCCAGCGCCAACUCUUCUUCGUCCUCUUCCUCAUCCUCCUCUUCCUCCUCUUCAGGCUCGAACCCCUCAGGGUUGGGUGGACUGGGCAUGAGUGGAAGCUCCGUCUCUGGUGCCACACCCGUUUCGUCCAUUUGGAGCCCUGCUCCCAUUUCUCCCCUCCCGGCCCCACCCACUCUUCCAGACCCUGCACCCCCGACCAGCGCCUCCUGCAUGCAGCGCAGUGUCUCCGCAGCAACUGGAGUGCCCUCGUACCCUGUCUCCUACAACCAGGCAGCCGGUUACAGCCAGGGUUACCCAGCUGCUGCUUCCGGGUCGUAUUUUGGAAGCAUGGACUGCAGCUCAUAUUUGCCGGCCAUGCAUGGCCACCCGCACCAUCAUUCGCAUCACACGCAAAUCGGGUCCAUGUCGGGUGCCGGAGUGUCCGGGCACCAUCACGCGCACCACCCGCAUCACCUCGGGCAAAGCAGUGGGCACCACCACCCGCACACCCACCCGCACGCUCACCCACACCAGGGCUAUGGCAGCUCUGGGCUCCCAUUCAGCUCCACAGACUGCGUGGAUUAUAAAGACUACAAAGACCAGCAGGCAGCUGCUGCCGCUGCGUCGUCAUGGAAACUGAACUUCAGCUCAGACUGCUUGGACUAUAAAGACCAGGCUGCCUGGCGCUUUCAGGUUUUGUGAGUUUGUUUUGUUUUUUGCUAGGGUUGAUUUUUUGUUUGUUUGUUUAGAAACUUUUUCGAACCCCACAUAUGAAACAUAUGAUAUGAAAAAGUUGAAAUGUGACUUUAACGCCCAGGUUUGGAGGCUCCAGCUUUCCCAAAUGGAUUCCUAGCUAGAACAAAAACAGUGGAGAUGUCUUAGUGGUGGUGCAGGACAAAUUUUUAUAUAUAUAUACAUAUAUUUUUGGGGGGGCAUCAAAGCAUGGAUACCUGCUGCCUUUGCCUCUGAACACUUUCUGUAACCUUCACCAAAGUUUCACUCAAAAAAAAGAGGUCAGAAAGUCAAAUGUAACCUAGCCGGUCGUCUUUUAAUAGGCCAUAAUUGGGUUUUUGAAGAUCUAGUCAAACUGACACUAUCAAGAACCAGAUCGUCGCGGUGACGUCACAGGCUGAAUGUGGCCGAAGUCCUCUUCAAAUUUUACUCUCCACCUUAAAUAGUGGAUUUCUUUCUGGUACGUUUUUGCAUGAAUGUAGCAGAAUAAAACUGCUGGACUAUUUAAGGUGGAACAGAAUAUGUGACUUGGAAUAAACUUGUUGCUGUGAGUGUGCUGUGUGUGUAUGCGUAUGUGUGUGUGCGUGUUAGGGUGUGUGCGCGUGUGUGUAUGAAGACUAAUAAUUCUGUGAUCUUAACUCUCUUUGUGAAAAUGAGCUGAUACGUUUUGCAUUAUGUUCAUUAAAUAAACUAAAUAAAGCUGAA
Messenger RNA from Pygocentrus nattereri (red-bellied piranha), 2136 nucleotides. It is a transcript of the gene otx2a, whose product is annotated as orthodenticle homeobox 2a. Gene Ontology annotation, molecular function: DNA-binding transcription factor activity, RNA polymerase II-specific; RNA polymerase II cis-regulatory region sequence-specific DNA binding. The transcript has 4 exons. Gene Ontology annotation, cellular component: nucleus. NCBI's taxonomy places the organism in Eukaryota, Metazoa, Chordata, Actinopteri, Characiformes, Serrasalmidae. The coding region runs from base 319 to 1401 and encodes 360 amino acids. Gene Ontology annotation, biological process: multicellular organism development; regulation of transcription by RNA polymerase II. The record is from RefSeq and is a predicted model, not a curated record.